Messenger RNA from Eublepharis macularius, 4172 nucleotides. It is a transcript of the gene CDC25A, whose product is annotated as cell division cycle 25A. The transcript has 15 exons. The coding region runs from base 97 to 1476 and encodes 459 amino acids. The record is from RefSeq and is a predicted model, not a curated record. Gene Ontology annotation, cellular component: cytoplasm; nucleus. NCBI's taxonomy places the organism in Eukaryota, Metazoa, Chordata, Lepidosauria, Squamata, Eublepharidae. Gene Ontology annotation, molecular function: protein tyrosine phosphatase activity. Gene Ontology annotation, biological process: G2/M transition of mitotic cell cycle; positive regulation of G2/M transition of mitotic cell cycle; protein dephosphorylation.
CAGCAGCGCUUCCCGGGGCAGGCGGCCAGCCCCUGCGCCCUCCUGGACCCCCGCGUGGGCCUGGACUGCGGCGGCCAAAGUGAAAAUGGUGUGCAGAUGCUGGAAGAAAGGAAUAGCAACCUGCAAAGGACCACCUCCUCUGAUUCUACAGAUUCAGGCUGUUGUGUGGAUUCUCCCACAUUGCUUGGCAUGAAAGACCUUGAUGACACCUUUCGACUGCCUGUGCAAAAAAUGCGUUCCAUCCCGCAAAGCCUUCUGGGAUGUAGUCCUGCCCUGAAGAGGAGCCACUCGGACGUGCUGGGCUGCGGUUUCUUUCAGUCACGUGACUCUGAAGGGAACAAAGAGAAUGAGCCCUUUGAGUUCAAAAAGCCAGUGCGGCCUGCUUCGCGUAGCUCUCUGCGCCACUCUUCCCUUGAAGGUGAACAAGACACUUUAGGGCUAAGGCUGAAGUCUGCUCCAGUGUUUAUGUUUCCUAGUGGCGAAGGUGAGAAUAGCCUUGGAAGCUGCAGUCCUGCUUUUCUGAGGCAGUGCUCUCCGAAGGCCUGCGGCAGUGACGAUGAGGAUGAUGGAUUCCUAGAGAUACUCGAUGGGCAAGAUGCCAGUAGUGAUGAAGAGAUGCCAUUUGGUGUAGCAAGUCUGUGGACGGCACCGCUAGUUAUGAAGACACAGCAGGAAACCCAGAAUAAACGAUGCAGGCUGCUGAGGGCAGAAAGUGAGCCGUGCACUAUGGCCAAGGCUGCCCUGAAAAGAGUGGAGAGAUCCCAAGAAGAGAACUCCUCAGGGGCCCAUAAGAGGAGGAGAAGCGCUUGUGGAGCACCGUCUGAAGAACUCACGAGUCAGGCCCUGGUUGGGGCAUCAUUGUCACCUUCAACAGAGAUAGAGAAUAUUCUGGACAGUGACCAAAGGGACCUUAUUGGAGACUUCUCAAAGGGUUAUCUUUUCCACACUGUUGAUGGAAAGCAUCAAGAUCUGAAAUAUAUUGACCCAGAAAUGAUUGUUGCAGUGUUGAAUGGCAGCUUUGCAAAGUUCAUUACGGAGUGUUUGAUAAUUGACUGCAGAUAUCCCUAUGAAUAUGAAGGAGGCCAUAUCAAGGGUGCCGUAAACCUCCACAUGGAAGAGGACGUAGAGGACUUCUUGCUAAAAAAGCCCAUUGUGUCACCUGACAGCAAGCGAGUUAUCAUCGUUUUCCACUGCGAGUUCUCAUCAGAGCGUGGUCCUCGGAUGUGCCGGUUUGUAAGGGAGAGAGACAGACUUGGGAAUGAGUAUCCCAGCCUGCACUACCCUGAGCUGUAUGUCUUGAAAGGGGGCUAUAAGGACUUCUUUUUAAAAUGCAGGAGCUACUGUGAGCCACAGGGCUAUCGCCCCAUGCACCACGAAGACUUCAGGGAAGACCUGAGGAAAUUCCGCACAAAAAGCAGAACAUGGGCGGGUGAGAAGAGCAAAAGGGAACUGUACAGUCGCCUGAAGAAGCUCUGAGAUCUCCCCAGACUUCACCUGCCUGCCUUUGGGGCUGAAGGAGGAUGUGAGCGGUCCUGCCUCCUUAGCCCUGCAGCCAAUGGGACGUGUCCACUCCUUGCAGGGUUUUUGUCUUGCCGCCUAUUGAAUCGCUUCUGGCAAGGCUGUGUGGGAGCGCUCGGAUUGCCAUGCUGCAGACCUGGACCCUAUCUACAUUCCACCCAUGAAUCCCCACGGUGUUUGUGUGCCCCUUGAGACAAUCCAUGUAAACAGAGCGUCGACGGGAAGCUGUACGUGCCUUCUGGGGUGUUAACCAUGAAAUUUUAGUGCGUGUUUUAAAAGUGUACCUUUUUAAUUUUAGUACAGUUAAAUGAAGCUGAUUUACUGCUGCGGCUGAGGUGCCUGGAUUGUUUCAAGGCUUCUUUCUGGCAAGGACAGCCAGCAGGAGGAGUCCGAGGGCAUCCACUGAGCUACAGUUCUGAUUUAUUUAAUGUUUUUAUGUCCAAUCUUUCCUAUAAUGAAAUGUGUUUGUGGGGAAGGAGGACAAGUUAGAAACUUAGGACCAGUUUCUGCUUGGAGUUAGACAGUGUUCUGCCGGAAGCCUGUUUGCAGCCUAAGGGGGGAAAGCAGCUUUGUAAUGUUCUCAUAACUUACUCUCUGAUCUUGGCUGCAUUUGGCUUCAGUUCAUCAGUUUCUUAAGUGAGAAAGUCGGCAGUCUUUAAAUGGGUGCAGCUGGCUUUCUUGUGGGUGCCUCAGAGCAUCAGGUGGGCAGCAAAGUGCCCCAACUUCAACAGCCACGUGCUGGUUUUCAGAAGCUGCCCCCCCCCCCCCACAACAGUCAACAACAGUAUUCAUUCUUCUGGGAGGUGUGGUUGCAGCAGGCUUCUGGAACGUUAACCUGGCCCUGAGUAAUCACGGUGCUGUUUCAGUUGUUCUUGUCCAUUUGGGGACUGUUUUAGUUCACUCCCAGGUGCCUUUCGGAAAAGGUAUUACAGAAAAUGGGAUGAUGUCAGUGGGCUUCUCAGCUGAUGAGGAUGCCGGAGGCUGGUGCAAGGAACUGAAUCCCCGGGAUAUUGCUACCGGAUCUGAGAACUGGAGGGGGCUCCCCUUGGCAUCUGUAGUCUAGCAAAGUCUGAUGAACACAGCUAUCAAAUAGUGUCUGUAUUAUAAUCUGAUUGAAAUGUUAAUUUUGUGUGUAGUUUGUAAUUAUCAAUGGAAUUAAGGCACUGAAUACUCAGCAUCCACCCCUUUGUUGCCUUUAGUAGGUGCUGUGUGUCUCAGUAGCACCAAUCCUCUUAACAUCAGAUCAGUGAGGGAGAAGCUGGGGCAGGGGGGAUGGGGACAGGGCAUUGUAAAUUUCACUUUCCUCAAAUUGCGCUGUUUGUUCUGUCUGUUUGCUUUUAUAGCAAAAAGGGGGUGAGGGGGAAGGCAAAACGAUUAAGAAAUCAGUGUGGGCGGUUUGUAAUCUAAACAUGGGCAGGAAGCUGUUGAAUUUUGUGUUUGUGUCUUGGUAGAGCAGCCUUGUGGCUUGGGCCUAUAUUUUAGCAGCCUGAAUCGGCAGUCUGUGGCUUGUUUAUGUGCUGCUCAGGCACUUGGACCCCAACCUGAAAUGUGCUUAGGAGAGAGCCUCAGGUGCAGGCUUGGCCUGGGGACCCCUCCAGACAUACACGGGUGCUUAAACUGACCGAGUGUCUGCCUGUGGCGGAACAUUCCACGGCUGCCUUACUGGCCUCUUCCUGUGAAUGUUCCUCAAAGUGCUUAUUCCAGCUCCUCAGUGCACACUUCCUAGACUUGAGGGUAUGUAUUGUUUGUUCUCGUUGGCGUUUGUCUUUUAAAUUCAGGAAGGACAUUUGCAAAGGCUCUUGUUUGAACGUAUUGUGAAUGUCUCGAACAGAAGAGGGAGGCAACGGGUCUUGGCUGAAACCACCUGCUUCUGUAGGCUCAGGAAAUAAAUUGCCCAGCACCCAAGGUGUGUAGUGCUUUUUCCCCUACUCCCCUGAGAACAGCUGGUUCGAGGUACAGCCUAGUAGGGAGAAGCCUUUAGCCCCCAGCUACUAAAAGAACCUUAACACUGCGUUGAGUGUGUGGCGCCCAGAAGUGGAUCGUCCAUCUUUCAGGGCCUAUAAUAUUUUUACUGUAUGGACUUGCCUGUUAAUCUGAAAGCAUCACUUCCUUGUAGCCUGAAAGUAUUUAGAUGUGUAAGCGUGAAGCACCUGAAGCACCUUGCUCUUCUCCUGAGCUUCAUGAGGCACUGCUGGUGGUCCUCCAAAGCAAGCCAUUAACAAGAGAUGCCCCUGGCAAAUAUGGAAGAUAUCUGUUGCUUAAGGGCACAGUGGCAGACGGUUCCUUUGCCCAGGAGAAGUGGCUUGGGGUUAACCCGAGCCUUUCCCCUAUAACUCUGUGGAUCCAGGUCACCGACCACAUUGCGUGGCUUCCAGUCUGAGACUGGUCUGAACGUUGCACCAACUGCCUUGGAAAUCUGCUUGUAAUCUCAAGUCUUGAUCGGGAGGAAGUGCAUUCCCACCUGGAUUUCAUAUAUUCUAGAGCUGAGGCCUGGCAUGAGGCUGUAGGCUGAUGUCUUGGUGAAUUCUUUCUCCCCAUCCGCUUUGACUCUCAAUCUCACUGCCUGUAAGGAGUGAAGGUAAGAUCUUUUAAGAAAUCCCUGAGGCUUCUGUGGUGUCUGCUGCACUCUUAAAUGGCUGCUUGUAAUGCUAAAA